CCCCUCCUCUUCCUCCCUGCAGCCUGUUCAGUUCCACACGAGGCUUCUACCCAUCUCUGUACCAGCACUUCGCACCGUCAAAUCGCCAGACUUCAUCGCGGAUUCCAGCCAGCAGAACUUGUCUAAAAACGUGUAAUAUGUCCUCGGUGCUGCAGAAGCUGAUCACACCUCUGGCCAGCAGCCCUGCUGAGCCUCCCAGGAACAAGGUGACGGUGGUAGGUGUGGGCCAGGUGGGCAUGGCUUGCGCCAUCAGCAUCCUGCUUCGGGACCUGUGUGAUGAGCUGGCUCUGGUGGAUGUGAUGGAGGAUCGUCUCAAGGGAGAGAUGAUGGAUUUACAGCAUGGCAGCCUUUUUCUCAAGACCUCCAAGAUAGUGGCUGACAAAGACUAUGUAGUGACAGCCAACUCGCGCCUGGUUGUGGUGACGGCAGGUGUUCGCCAGCAGGAGGGUGAGAGCCGCCUCAACCUGGUGCAGAGGAAUGUCAACGUCUUCAAGGUUAUCAUCCCUCAGAUUGUCAAGUACAGCCCCAACUGCACUCUCAUUGUGGUCUCCAACCCUGUUGAUGUGUUAACCUAUGUGACCUGGAAGCUGAGCGGGCUACCUAAGCACCGGGUCAUUGGCAGCGGCACCAACCUGGACUCAGCCCGCUUCCGCUACCUGAUGUCCGAACGCCUCGGCAUCCAUGCCAGCUCCUUUAAUGGCUGGGUGCUGGGAGAGCAUGGAGACACCAGUGUGCCAGUGUGGAGCGGCGCUAACGUGGCAGGAGUCAACUUUCAGAGCCUGAACCCGGACAUUGGCACUGAUGGGGAUAAGGAACAGUGGGCGGCCACACACAAGGCUGUAGUAGAUAGUGCCUAUGAAGUGAUCAAGCUGAAGGGCUACACUAACUGGGCCAUUGGACUAAGCGUGGCUGACCUGAUUGAGAGCAUCGUCAAGAACAUGAGCCGGGUCCAUCCGGUCUCUACCAUGGUCAAGGACAUGUAUGGUAUUGGUGAGGAGGUCUUCCUGUCUCUGCCAUGCGUACUCAACAGCACCGGUGUGAGCAGCGUGGUCAACAUGACCCUGACGAAUGCGGAGGUUAGCCAGCUGAGGAAGAGCGGCGACACACUGUGGGGGAUCCAGAAGGACCUCAAGGACAUCUAAACACAUAGGCAGACAACUCAUCCAGCACAUGCUGUUCCCUGCAGGAAAGCACUCAGAGAAAGACCGUUCAAAGCCACAACGGUCAUUUUUAAGUGUUAGACCACACGGUGCAGUCUGAGGUUCUUCAUUGUUUGCAAAAGGGAGAGGGAACGUACAGUUUCAGAUGUUUUUGUCCAACCACACGUUGUGUGUAACCUAAUAAAGUUGAUCCUUGUGGUGAUUAA
Molecule: messenger RNA, 1366 nt
Organism: Gasterosteus aculeatus aculeatus (three-spined stickleback)
Lineage: Eukaryota; Metazoa; Chordata; Actinopteri; Perciformes; Gasterosteidae
Gene: ldhba
Product: lactate dehydrogenase Ba
Biological process (GO): pyruvate metabolic process; lactate metabolic process
Cellular component (GO): cytoplasm
Molecular function (GO): L-lactate dehydrogenase (NAD+) activity
Source: RefSeq, a predicted model, not a curated record